Paramuricea clavata is the source of this 3096-nucleotide messenger RNA. The record is from the annotation of a GenBank genome assembly. NCBI's taxonomy places the organism in Eukaryota, Metazoa, Cnidaria, Anthozoa, Malacalcyonacea, Plexauridae.
AUGGCGACUAACUUUGACAUGAACGAUAUGACCGUUGAACAACUUAUGGCACUUAGUGAGAUAAUCGAUGACAGCGACUACGAAGGAAAUCUCGAUGAUGAAGUGGAGAAAAUCUCGGAGGAUAAGUUCUACCGUGUUGCACCUAAGGACAAGGGAGAGAACGUCCUCGCGGAAGAGAAACUAUUCAUUGAUGAAGGUGAUAGAGCUGCGGAUCCUAAAAGGCCAAGAAGACUCCCACUGAACUACAAGGGUAAGAGAGGAAUAAUGCCAACAUGGAAAUAUUCCGAGAGGCAGAAGGCAAAGGCUUUACUAGUCGAGGAGGCAUAUCAAAGCUUACUAAGUAGAGGAGUUGAAGGUCUACCACCAACAAUGGGAGGUAGAUGGAGAACAGACGAUCCUCAGGUAAACGCUGAGAUGAAGAGGCUCGAAAACCUCAGGAAUCCCAAGCGUCCCAGAGGUAGAUCACCAAAGGUCAAGGUUGAUGGUGAAGUAUCCCCCAAAAGAAGGGGUAGACCACCAAAAACCGCGGUAGCCGAAACCAAAGAAGUUAAGGUUGCCAAAAGAAAAGACAGACCACCAAAGGCUAAGGUGGUUGAAACUCAAGAAGUUACGGUUCCUAAAAGGAGAGGUAGACCACCAAAGGCUAGGGUAGUCGAAACACCGAAACCUAAGGUUAGAAGACAGACUGUCGCAGAAAGGUUCAUAAGCCAGGGUCGGAUAAAACUCUCGGUUCCUGCGGAUAGUGUCAUAACACAGGUGGGACCAAAUAAGUUCACGGUGACAGUGGAUCUCAGCAAAAAACCCACAAGGAAAGCUCCUGAGGUGCCAAAAGGUGUGACUCCAUGGAAACCUAGAGAGAGACCAGUUCCUAAGCCUAGAACUGUUCUUCCUAAGGAAAAACCUGUUCCUAAACCUAGAACUAAAAUUCCUAAGGAAAGACCUGUUCCUAAGCCAAGGACUAAAAAACCAGUGCCUCCUCCAAAGUUACGAAAGCCUGCAAGGGUGACUAGGGAAGUUGUGGAGCAGCCUGUGGUGGUUACACCUGAGGAACAUGAAAUCGAUCCAUUUGGAACAUACCUCGAUAAGCCAUCCUAUAGGAAAAUAGAAACUGCCGCAAAUGGAGCAGCUGUGACCUACUCAAUAACUCCAAACUAUAUGGACCCACUGGACCAGAUGACAGCAAGUAGGCAGGUGGUGAGGGGAAUACUAGUGAACGAGUUGAAGAGAAUGGGAGGUCUAAAAUAUACAGAAACAAUCAAGGUAAGAAUGUCGAAGGAAAUUGGUAAUGACAAAACAAAGAAGGAUUCAAUAUACUUCAAGUCGAAAACUGGAACUGCGACCAACUUUGAGGAUAUCGAAAGCACUGCAGCACAAAACCAGCUGACAAUCCUAUCCAGAAUUGAAACAUUCCAAAACCUAGGUUCAAACUGGAUUAUACUAAAUAUUGAAAGCCACUACGUUAACAUUGCAAUGUAUAAACCUCUAAAGGGUAGUUCAUAUAUGAAAUUACCCGCAGACAUUAGCAAUCCAAAAUGUGGUCUCAUUAAUAUGAAAAACGAUGACGAGAAAUGUUUCAUGUGGAGUCAUGUGAGACAUGUAAGACCUAGAGUUAGGAGAGCAACAACCAUAACAAGACAAGAUGUGGAGUUCGCGAAAAACCUGGACUAUGAGGGUAUUGACUUCCCUGUGAAAAUAAGCGAUAUCGACAAAAUUGAGAGAAGGAACUGUAUAAGCAUAUCAGUGUUCGGCUAUAAGGGCAAAAAGCAGUUCUACCCAAUCAGGAACUCUAAGGUAAAAUAUGAUGAACAUAUGGAGCUGCUGCUACUAGGUGAUAGUGAUGGUGGUAACCACUACGUUCUAAUAAAGGAUGUAAAUAGAAUGCUCUUCAGUGUAAGUGGAAACUUGAACAAGAAACACUUCUGUCUGCAUUGCCUUCAUAGUUGCGUAAGUAAGGAGUCACUGGAGAAACAUAAGGAGACAUGUCUCGAGGUAAAUGGAACUCAAGCCACAAAGCUUCCGAGUGAGGGUACGAAAAUAAAGUUCAAAAAUCACAGGAACUCAAUGCCUGCACCAUUUGUAAUAUACGCCGACUUCGAGUCCAUGCUGGUUCCUGAAGAGAGAAAAGUUGAUCCUGAAAGCCCCGAGGAAAAGAGUAGUACAGACCUUUACCAAACGCACAAAGCCUGUAGUUUUGGGUUAAAAACAGUGUGUCAUUAUGAUGAUCAGUACUCUGGUGAAUACAUAAGUUACGUUGGUGAAGACGCCACGAAUGUCUUUCUGAAGACAGUACUGAAGGAGUCUAUUAAGUGCCGGGAGAUGGUAAACAAAAUAUUCAAGAAAAAGAUGGUAAUUACACCAGAGCAAGAAGUUGAGUUCUGGAUGACAAGAAACUGCUCCAUAUGUGGUAAUGACUUAGGUGAUGAUAGAGUGAGAGAUCACGAUCAUGUAACUGGAAUGUAUCGUGGAGCUGCCCAUAAUAUGUGUAAUCUGAAGUACAGAAUCACAUGGAAAGUUCCGGUGGUUUUCCACAACCUAAGAGGUUACGAUAGCCAUCUAAUAAUGCAGGAGAUUGGAAAGUUCAAGAUGAACAUCAAUGUUGUCCCAAAUAAUAUGGAAAAAUAUAUUUCCUUCUCACUAGGUAAAAGUCUUGUGUUCAUUGACUCAAUACAGUUCAUGGCUUCUUCUUUGGAAGCACUUGUGAGUAACCUUUCACCUGAAGACUUCAGGAUAGUUGGCAAGAGGUGGACGGGUGAGGACUUCAAACUUGUGACACAAAAAGGUAUAUUUCCAUAUGAAUAUUUGGAUGACAUUAGUAAACUUAAUGUUGAGGGUCUUCCAAGCAGAGACAAAUUCUACUCAUCUCUAUAUGAGUUGGAGGUGAAAGAAGAAGAUUACCAAAGAGCGCUAAAAGUAUGGGAUCACUUUAAGAUGAAAACCAUGAGAGACUACCACGAUCUCUACCUGGAAACUGACGUUCUUCUUCUAGCAGAUGUCUUCGAAAACUUCAGGAGAACUUGCUUGGAAAAUUACAAGCUUGACCCUGCACAUACAUACGCACUAUCUAAGUUGGGACGCCUUCCUGAAACAGUCAGGUGA